AACUAACAUUCACAUAUUUUGCAUAGUUUACUUACAGACGGGGUUGGCUGCAUUUCAAUGGAGACGCUGUCAAAAACACCCGGUGAUGCUGCUGCUGCUGCUACGCGGGAGAAGGAGCUCUGUCCACCGCCAGCACCCAGAGGAGUAGUAUCCGACAGCCUUUCACUCCCAUCAUAUAAGGACUACCCUUCUCACCGUCCCUUCAUCAGCACUCAUUUGCAUCACACAACCCAGACACGCUCAUAUCAGUCUGGUCGCCCAUCAUCACCCAGAAAGGCAUUUCCAGAGACCAGCAGUGCAGAGAUCUUAUCCGCCUUGAGGAACCUCCAGGAGAAGAUCAAGAGGUUGGAGUUGGAGAAAGGACAUGCGGAGCGCAGUCUGCACACUGUGGGGGAAAACGCAUCAUACACACAUCUGCAGUGUGACAAAGUCACGCAGAGACUCUCAAAGGAUCACAUAAAUCCAGAAACAGAGAUAAGUGGACAGUCCAACUGCAAUCAAGUGUUGAUCACUCACCUGGCUGCUGCAGAGUCUCGCUGUGUGAAGCUGGAGCGACAGCUGGAUCACAUGAAGAGGAUGCUGCGCAGUGCCAAGGCAGAAAGGACCAUCCUGCUCCAACAGCAGGUUUCCAUGGAGACGACCAGGUCAGCUGAUCAACAGACUGACACGGUGUCUGAGAAUGCCCAGUUGGAGAAGCUGGAUCGACUGGAGCAGGAGUAUCUGAGGCUGACACGUACACAAAACAAGGCUGAGAUGAAGAUCCGGGAGCUGGACAUGAAACUACAGGAGGAGGAGCACCAGAGAAAGCUUGUCCAGGAUAAGGCCAAUCAGCUACAGACAGGUUUGGAGACCAACAGGAUACUGCUGCAGUCGGUGUCUCCCUGCCUGUCCAGCAGACAGUCCAAAGAGAAGAAGUCUUAUUCAAAGAAAUCCUCACCCCAGCAGUCUUCCUACACACAGCCACACUAUAGACUGAGCCUCAGAGAUGUACCUUUUGUCACUGGAACGUCAGUAGGCUGCAGCCACUCAGUCCGAGCAAACGUCCAGUCGGUUUUGUCUCUCCUGAAGCGACACCAGCCUCACCUCUGCAACAGCCGUGUCCUCUCUAACAACGCGAACGGCUACGAGACGGGUUGUCGCAGGCACUCAGACGGCUCCUCCUCUUCCUCCUCCGCUAGCGGUGAGGAGCUGUCAGAGCUGCUGCAAGCACUACAGGAGGAGCUGAGACUCAUGAGCUUGGAGCAGGACGAGUUGAUGAGGCAGGUGGAGGACAGUGUCUCAGACCAGGAGAGGAAAGAACUUCAGAGGGAGCAGGAGAGGCUGCUGCUGAAAAUGGAGAGGAAAGGAGAACAAAUCAAUAAGCUGUACAAACACAAAACACAGAUAAAGAAGUUAAGAAAGGAAGCUAAUUCCAGGCGAAACAGUGGGAGUGAGGCGAGGGUGACUUCCACAACGUCCACUAGAGGUCGCUCUGCUGCAGCAGUCAAAGUUAGACCAGGAGAGAGAAGCAAGGGGAACCUGAGGCUGCUGAGGGACAUGAGGGCUCUGCAGACCCACCUGAAACCCACCAGGACAUGAACACAUUACAUUAUGUUGAUCUUGUUGGUGCUAUCUACCUACAGCCACUAUUUAAAAAAAAAAUGUAACACAUCUAAACAGACUUUGUUUAAACAAGACCUACGUUUUCUCUACCAGUCCGCCCGAAGUGCAUUUUGUCAGUUUGUUGUCUGAUUAGUCAUCUUGUCAAAUGACGUUGAUGUUUCUACAUUAUAAUUGACUUCUUUAUUAAGAAUGGUUCAAACCUCUCCCUAGACUUUACUUGAUGUUUAAGUUGAAAAAGAAAUUCUCAUUUUAAACAAUAACGGACAACCUGGACUUCUGAGUCUCAUAAAAUAAAUUAUAUAUAUAUAUAUUUUUUUUUCUUUCCUUAAAUCGUAAAAUUUCCUGGUCCUAAAACAUUCCUGGGUUGCUUGAUAGUUACAGAUUCUCACACUUAGCUUAAAUAUUCAUGAUUGAAGAUGCAGCAGCCAUUGGUAGUUGCUGCAGUGAUGAAAUUGUUUGAUACAUAUUUCUGCAAUUUGAUUUGCCUAAUUUUGUGCUGAAGGACCUAAGAUACACUGUGCUGUAUUUGGUUAUAACAACUGAACCCCCUUGAUGUGUUGUAUUGCAGACUCUCAAUAUGUGUGUAUAUGCACGCAUGUGUUGUGUGUUAUGAUCAGAAAAUUUGUAUUAUUUCUACAAAAAUAUAUAGGAUUUUGUU
Molecule: messenger RNA, 2260 nt
Organism: Anoplopoma fimbria (sablefish)
Lineage: Eukaryota; Metazoa; Chordata; Actinopteri; Perciformes; Anoplopomatidae
Gene: cep57
Product: centrosomal protein 57
Exons: 11
Coding region: 58-1578 (506 amino acids)
Cellular component (GO): centrosome
Molecular function (GO): gamma-tubulin binding; microtubule binding; identical protein binding
Source: RefSeq, a predicted model, not a curated record